Rotaria sp. Silwood2 is the source of this 2691-nucleotide messenger RNA. The record is from the annotation of a GenBank genome assembly. Lineage: Eukaryota; Metazoa; Rotifera; Eurotatoria; Philodinida; Philodinidae.
AUGAGCAAGCAAAAGUCGACAACAACUAUUAUCAGUGAUGCAGCAGCAACAUCUAGUACCACCGCUAUUACCAACGCGAACAAUCAUGCUGCUAUGCUGCCGCGACCUAUGCGUCGUCUGCUUCAAAACUGGCUGUUGGUAUGGCUGGAUACCAGUUUCGAUGAAUUCAAAGACGAGUAUAAAAAAUCAAUGGAACAUAUACGUGAUAUUUUAGCAUCAGCCAUUAUAUUUACAGACGUUGACGAAUGUGUCGCUUUUCUCAGUGACGUUGAAAAUCAAAAAGUGUUCAUGAUUUUGUCGGAUGCGGUAGGACAAAAUAGAAUACCACAAAUUCAAGAAUGUUCACACUUAAUCUCUAUUUAUAUUUUAUGUGGCAAUCAAUCGAGUCAUCAAGAAUGGACCAAAGUAGUACCUAAGGUAAAAGGCGUGUACACACAAAUUGAACCGAUCUGUGAUGCUUUACGAAUCGAUCAUGAAAUUUGUGAUCGAGCUAUGAUACCGAUUAGUUUUAACCGUAUUGACCCAUUAUUCAUGUAUACACAAUUGUUGAAAGAAGCACUUUUGGAUAUAGAAGAUGAUGAUGCAAAAUGUAUUAAAGAAUUCGCUGAAUACUGUCGUCUUGAAGGCGAUACUUCCGAAAAAACACUUGAAAAGAUCGAAAAAGAAUAUUGUAGUCAUUCAGCCAUUUGGUGGUAUACGGGUCCAUAUUUUAUCUACUCAAUGCUCAAUUGUGGCCUUCGACGAAUGGAUGUCGACAUCAUUCUUAAAAUGGGUUUUUUCAUCCGACAUCUACAUAAUCAUAUUGCAGAAUUACAUCGUCAACAACAAGAUAGUGUGCAAACAAACUUUCAAGUUUUUCGUGGACAAGGUUUAUCCAUAGAGGACUUUGAUAAAAUGAAAAAAACCAAAGGAGGACUUAUGUCCUUCAAUAAUUUCCUGUCAACGAGUCGUAAUCGCGACAUUUCUCUGAACAACUUUGCACAAAUAGCUUUAAUGAAUCAAAAUUCAGUAGGCAUUCUCUUCAUUAUGAAUAUUGACACAGCUAUUUGCACACAAUCAUCAACACCAUUUGCCGAACUGAGCGAGAGUAGCUACUUCAAAAAUCAAGAGGAAGAAAUACUCUUCUCAACACAUACAAUUUUUCGUAUUGAUAGCAUUGAACGAAUCGAAGACGACAGUACUGAUCGCUUGUGGCAAGUUCAUCUCACUAUCGUUGGUAAUCAAGAUGAUGACUUCAACAAACUCACAGCACAUCUACGAGAAGAAUGCAUGUGGGCAACAGGAUGGGCUCGAUUCGCUCAUAUACUUAUUCAACUUGGUGAGCCUGCAAAAGCAGAACAUCUCUAUCAGAUGCUCCUCGAAAACGCCACUUCCGAUAAACAACGAUCAGAUUAUAAUCUUCAGCUUGGUGCAGCAUAUCAAAACAUGGGCGAGUACUCAAAAGCACUUUCAUCUUACGAGCGAUCUCUUGAAAUCAAUAAAAUAGCUCUCCCUCCGAACCAUUCCGAAUUGGCUACGUGUUACAACAAUAUCGGUGGAGUGUAUUAUAGAAUGGGCGAGAUCCAGAAAGCACUUUUAUUUUUCGAACAAGCACUUCAAAUCCAGAAAAUAGCUCUCCCUGCAAAUCAUCCCUCUUUAGCUUCUUGCUACAGCAACAUUGGCACUGUGUAUGCCAACAUGGACGAGUACCCGAAAGCGCUUUUGUCGUACGAACAAUCACUAGAAAUCCGAGCAAUAGCUCUUCCGCCGAAUCAUCCUGACUUGGCUAUGUCCUACAACAAUAUUGGUAAUGUAUAUGUUAACAUGGGCCAGUACUCGAAAGCACUUUCCUCAUACCAGCAAGCAUUUGAAAUCCGAGCAAUAGCUCUUCCGCCGAAUCAUCCUGACUUGGCUGGUUCGUACAACAACAUCGGUUUGGUGUAUUGUGACAUGGGCGAGUACUCGAAAGCACUUUCAAUGUACGAGCGAUCACUGGAAAUCCAGAAAAUAGCUCUCCCUUCCAAUCAUCCCUUGUCAGCUACUUCCUACAACAACAUCGGUAAAGUGUAUGAUAAAAUCGGCAAGCUUUCUGAAGCACUUUCAUCGUAUGAACGAGCAUUUGAAAUCGACAAAGCAACUCUCCCUCCGAAUCAUCCGCAUUUGGCUAAUUACUAUAACAAGAUUGGUAUGUUGCAUACAAAAAUGGGUGACUACGCCAAAGCACUUUCAUCUUACGAACAAUCACUUGAAAUUCAUAAAAUAGCUCUUCCUCUAAAUCAUCCCGACUUGGCUGCCUCCUACAACAACAUCGGUGUAGUAUAUUUCAACAUGGGCGAGUAUCCGAAAGCACUUUCAUUGUACGAACGAUCACUAGAAAUUCGAGCAAUAGCUCUCCCUUCGAAUCAUCCCAGCUUGGCUGCUUCCUACGACAACAUCGGCAGAGUUUAUGAUAAAGUCGGCGAGCUCUCUGAAGCACUUUCAUCAUACGAGCGAGCACUUGAAAUCAAGAAGAUAACUCUUCCUUUGAAUCAUCCCGACUUGACUAAGUCCUACGGUAACAUUGGUAUAGUAUAUGAGAAGAUGGGAGAAUACUCAAAAGCGCUUUCAUUUCUCGAACUAACACACGAUAUCUUCAAACAAAGUCUCCCUCCAACGCAUCCCGAUGUUGUAAAAUCACAAAGAGAUAUUGAAAAUCUAAAGAAAAAACUUUGA